This is a messenger RNA of Lynx canadensis (Canada lynx), 1365 nucleotides long. RefSeq lists its product as uncharacterized. The transcript has 8 exons. The record is from RefSeq and is a predicted model, not a curated record. Gene Ontology annotation, molecular function: methyltransferase activity. Bases 249 to 1340 code for a protein of 363 amino acids. Lineage: Eukaryota; Metazoa; Chordata; Mammalia; Carnivora; Felidae.
AUGAAAAGGAUACACUUCCGCUUCCGGGGCACCUGCCGCGUACUUUCAGUGCUUUCGCUGAAAGGGUUUACUGCGAUGUUUCUUUGCUUCGACUGGCUUUGGGACAUUCCGUUUCCUAUUGCCCAAUCACUGCGGCAGCAAAGUGGCAGUACAGGAUGUUCUCUAGGGAUGCGAUCUCAGGAAAUCCGGCCUCGAGAAGUCACCUUACAAAGUGACUGGGCAGUGCACUGCCAGCUGAAAGGAGAAUCAUGAGAGAUGCAAUUCAAAGUAGGGUUUCGUCCCCAGGCGCACGUGUGAACACCAACAAGGGGCGGGGCUUAGGGAUUUCGCAGCCCGGUGAGGCGGGUUCCGCCGUGUCGGAUCUGGAGUGGAGACCGCUCUCUGCUUGCGCGUGCGCAUUGCGAACCUUCCCCGACGCUGUUUUCUGCUCCAAGAUGGAAUUCCGCUCCGCGCGGCAAGCGAUAAUGCAGCUGCUACGUACGGUGGCUCCGGCAGACCUCCCAGCGCUGCUCGAGUGGAUGAGAACUACCCGAGAUUUUGAUGAGUUCACUCAAGAUAAUAAUGACAUUAUGUUGAAAAACAUAGCAGAAGACCUUCGGAAUUGCUUACCUCUAGAAACCAUGCUUUCCUCAGAACAUCUAGCGCUCCAAAAAAUACAGCAGCAGCCAGAACCCACAGUUCACGUUGAUGCAUUCCUUUAUGAUGAAGACUUUAUUGAUUCAUUAUGUGAGGAAGGAAAAAUGAGCAGAAACUACUGUAUGGUGUGUGGCUCACACCAGACUGCACCUUUAGGAUUUAUUUCUCAUUCCUUCUCCCUCAUGGAAUUGAAGUUCAUUUAUCAUCAUGUCCUCCCUGAUCUGUCGGGAAAGGUCUUGGUUGACGUUGGCUCCAGGCUUGGCACAGUCCUUUAUGGGGGUUAUCUUUACAGUUCAGCAUUGCAACUAUAUGGAGUAGAAUUGAAUGGAGAUUUUUGCCAGUUGCAGGAAAUGGUUAUUAAAAAAUACCAGUUCACUGACAGAAUAAAGGUGCUUCAUGCAGACAUCUGUACCCAAGGUUCACUUCUGCAAAAUGCUGAUGUUAUUAUAAUGAAUAACGUCUUCGAAUAUUUUCUUGAUGAGGCAGAACAGGCCAGAGCCUGGGAAUAUAUCAGCCAUAAUGUAAGGAAACAAGGAUCCUUAUUAGUAACAGUACCAAGCCUUGAAGAUUCUCUCUCAAGUCUUCAGAUUAAUAUACAGUUAUCUCCCUGGGUUGAAGAGGUACCAUUGAACUACGAUGUAUACCCAGAAAAGCAUAUUGACAGAGAAGCUCUUGAACAAAUUCAUUUGUAUAAGAUUCUGUGACAUUAAAAUAGUCCUAUCUCAGUGU